Messenger RNA from Penicillium expansum, 384 nucleotides. RefSeq names its product BolA family protein. The record is from RefSeq and is a predicted model, not a curated record. Lineage: Eukaryota; Fungi; Ascomycota; Eurotiomycetes; Eurotiales; Aspergillaceae. The coding region runs from base 1 to 384 and encodes 127 amino acids. The transcript is spliced from 2 exons.
AUGGCCUCCAAUACGCCGCUGGAGGAUGUCAUGCGCGACAAGAUCGCUCACGCAUUCACACCUUCGAAACUCGAGAUCCGGAAUGACUCUCAUCUCCAUGCGCACCACGCUGCAAUGGAAGGGUCAGUGUCGAAGGAGACGCAUUUCCAGUUCGUUCCCCCCACAACCGAACUUUACACGACGGAAUGUCUAAUUUCUCGCAGUGUGACAAUUGUCUCUGAUUCUUUCGAGUCGAAGAUGCAACCCGCUCGGCACCGCAUGGUCUACGCAUUGUUCAAGGAAGAGAUGGCUCGUGAGGGCGGACUACAUGCACUGCAGUUGAAGACAAAGACACCGGCCGAGGAGCAGCGCGAGAAGGAGAGAAAGGAGAAGGAGAAGGCAUAG